AUGGGACGUAAAAAGAUUAAUAUAACUCGUAUUAAUGAUGAUCGUACUCGUCAAGUUACAUUUACAAAACGAAAAUUUGGUUUAAUGAAAAAAGCUUAUGAAUUAUCAGUAUUAUGUGGUUGUGAAAUAGCAUUAAUUAUAUUUAAUAGCAAUGGUCGUCUAUUUCAAUAUGCAUCAUCUGAUAUGGAUAAAGUUUUAUUAAAAUAUGCUGAAUAUAAUGCACCUCAUGAAUCAUGUACUAAUGUUGAGAUUGUUGAUAUUUUAAAUAAAAAACAUUCAACAAUAAAACCAACAAUAAGAAUUAGUAGUGAAGAUACUGAAUUUAUUGAACAUGAUUAUGAAAGUAACGACCAAACCUUUGCUGAAAGUGUUAAUAGUUUUCUUGUCAAUAGCAAUCUUAGUUGCUCAUCAUCAAAUAACAAUAGCCAUGAUAUGACAUUCCUUAAUAAUAAUAAUAAUAAUAAUAAUAAUAAUAAUACAACAACAGUUUUACCCGAUUUUCAAUAUUUAACAUCUUCGUCUGAUGACAAACCAUUAUCAACAACAACAAUAAGAAAUCACAUUCCCAAUUAUCCUAUUCCGAAAUCUAUUGAUAUGAAUCAAUAUAGAAAUAAUUUUACUAAUGUUCCCUCAAAUACAACUCAUGUAACACAAUCUUCACAUGCACCGAUAAAUCAUUUUAUAGCUCAACAAGCAACAACAACACCUAUUAACCGAAUUAUGACUGUUGGUCCGGAUAUGAGUGUUUCAUCGAUUGACAUAAGUGCACUUGCUUCACAAUUGACAUCAAACUUUCUAGCAUCCUUAACUAAUGCUACUGUUGUCACAACUAAUGAUAAUUCAUCAUCAUCAACUAUUCCUAUUAAUUUGAUUAAUCGAGAUUAUCCAACAACAAAUAUUGGUACAGGUCAAGCAAUUAUGUUAACUAAUAGUCCUAAUUCAAUUGUAUUUACUGGACAACAACAACAACAACCACAAAUACAACCAAUCUGUCGAAAUCUUGUUAAACAAGAACCUAUGCUCUAUAGAACAACAACAACAACCUCGAGUGUUGGUAGAAAUGAUUUGUGCUAUGAAUCGAAUAUAAAACAAACUCAUUUAUGGCAAUAA
Molecule: messenger RNA, 1110 nt
Organism: Rotaria sordida
Lineage: Eukaryota; Metazoa; Rotifera; Eurotatoria; Philodinida; Philodinidae
Source: the annotation of a GenBank genome assembly